CAGUUAGUGCGUCACUCCAUGCAAAAUCAACGCGACUCGCGUUCUGUAACGCACUUUUGUGUGCGCCUGAUAAAAAAAGAUGGCGGAUCACUCGGUUGAGAUUACCGAGGGCUGUCGACUUCCCGUGCUGCGAAAAAAUCAAGAAAAUGAAGACGAAUGGCCUUUGGCUGAAAUUCUCAGUGUCAAAGACAUCCAUGGGAAAAAGCUUUACUAUGUCCACUAUAUUGACUUCAAUAAGCGCCUGGAUGAGUGGGUUACUCCAGACCGGCUGGAUAUUAAGAAGCUCCAAUUUCCCAAGAAGGAGGCAAAGACUCCCAUGAAGGAUGGCCUGCCUGGGUCUAGGCCGAGCUCCCCAGAGAGAGACGUGAAGAAGAGUCUAGAUCUCCAUGUUCAGUCUGCUUCAGCUACUUCAAGAGGCAAAACCCUCCCCACACCGAAAAGGAAAGCAGAGUCAGUUUCUUUGGCAACACAAGUGACCGCAGCGACUCCAGUGCCUUCACUUCCUAGUUCUGCGGAGGCGAGUCAGGCCUCUGUCUAUCCAACAAUGAGAGAUUCCUCUUUCAGCAUUAAAUCCAGAGAUGAGCAUGAACCACUCACCUCUCUCACUACAAAUGGCACAACCUCCAUCCAGCGUCAUCUUAUUCCUCCUCCGCCUGGGAGAAAAAGAAAAAGUUGUGGAGGGACAGACGAGAUGGUAAAGAUGUUCCAGAAUAACAGCCCUCGCUGCUCCACCAUCUAUUUGCUGCCAGGAGAGGACUCUCAGGACAGUUCAGAUGGAAUCCCAUCUGCCCCACGCAUGACUGGUAGUUUGGUGUCAGACCGCAGUCAUGAUGACAUUGUGACGCGAAUGAAGAACAUAGACUGUAUUGAGCUGGGCCGGCACAGAUUGAAGCCUUGGUACUUCUCUCCAUACCCACAGGAGCUCACCUCUUUGCUCAUUCUCUACCUCUGUGAAUUCUGUCUCAAAUACCUCAAGAGCCUCAAAUGUCUUCAAAGACACCUGACGAAAUGCAACCUUCGGCAUCCACCAGGAAAUGAGAUCUACCGCAAAGGAACCAUCUCCUUUUUCGAAAUAGAUGGCAGAAAAAACAAGGCAUAUUCCCAAAAUUUGUGCUUAUUGGCCAAAUGCUUCCUGGACCAUAAGACCCUGUACUACGACACCGAUCCUUUCCUCUUCUAUGUUAUGACAGAGUAUGACUCUAAGGGUUUCCAUAUCGUUGGCUACUUCUCAAAGGAGAAGGAAUCAACAGAAGACUAUAAUGUGGCCUGUAUCCUGACCUUACCACCUUAUCAGAGAAGAGGCUAUGGCAAACUACUAAUUGAGUUCAGUUAUGAGCUCUCAAAGGUGGAAGGAAAGACAGGCACCCCAGAGAAACCUCUGUCUGAUUUGGGCCUGCUCUCCUACCGUUCAUACUGGUCCCAGACCAUUCUGGAGAUACUCAUGGACCUCAAAUCAGAGAAUGGAGAGCGGCCACAGAUCACCAUCAAUGAAAUUAGCGAGAUCACAAGUGUCAAGAAAGAGGAUGUGAUAUCAACUCUUCAAUACCUCAACCUCAUCAAUUAUUAUAAGGGUCAAUAUAUCCUCACCUUGUCUGAGGACAUAGUGGAAGGUCACGAGCGUGCCAUGCAGAAACGCCACCUCCGUAUUGAUCCCAAAUGCCUGCAUUUCACUCCUAAAGACUGGAGCAAGAGGGGCAAGUGGUGAAGUUCAGAGGAGGGCUGGUAGCUCACAGCUACAGAGAGCAAUUAAAACCAACAUAAAUACUGUAAAUAGUCUUGUAUUUAUGUACUUUUAUGGUUUUUAUAUCAAGCA
Molecule: messenger RNA, 1813 nt
Organism: Sinocyclocheilus rhinocerous
Lineage: Eukaryota; Metazoa; Chordata; Actinopteri; Cypriniformes; Cyprinidae
Gene: kat5a
Product: K(lysine) acetyltransferase 5a
Exons: 15
Coding region: 80-1705 (541 amino acids)
Biological process (GO): regulation of DNA-templated transcription; double-strand break repair via homologous recombination
Cellular component (GO): NuA4 histone acetyltransferase complex
Molecular function (GO): histone H4K16 acetyltransferase activity
Source: RefSeq, a predicted model, not a curated record